AGGCCUCUUGUGAUCUUUUACAUACGACUAAAAUUAUGUCUAGAAAUUAAUGCCUAAAAAACCCACACCACUUCGUUCUUAAUAUAUUUAGUUUUACCUACGUUGUCAUUUGUCAUUCCUGCUAGUUCCACAGAUCCGCACGGCUCCUCUUGAAAUGUCAAGUCUGAUCUCGUUGUGUUGAAUUUGCGUUCUGUUUGUGAUGUAAAUACGUGAAGUAUAGAUAUCUACUUUCGAUCAUCACUCGCAUAAUCUUGUCAUAACUUCUGAUUUUCGCUUCAACUUGUUGAGUCUUGACUCUCGAACUACGACUAGAAAAAGAUGGCGCCACCAAGAAGACGUCACCAAGGAGGCCGCGGCUUCAUCCGCGAUGAUCUUGAGCUGGUUUCCUUCCUGCGCGAUCGCAAAGAGCGUGUUCGCGCAGCCAUUCGAACUGAGGAGCAGGAGAAGCUAUUCUCAGUCAACAGCGAGGGACUUCGGUUCCGCAUUAUCGUGCCUGAGUCACGCGCAUCCAUCCGCAGAAAAGAGCGCGAACGAGAAGCAGCGUUGAAGGCUUUGAUGAGCGGCGAGGACGGAAAACCGCAAGUGAAAGCGACGGAGUACUUCGACAUGAUGUGGCGGAAAGACCUGCUCGAAACGUACCACACUAUUCACUCCGGCAAGAACGGAACCUUGCGAAGUCUGGCUGGUUGGACCCAGGAAGGAACAUGGAAAGGCGUGCAGGCGGUGCUAGCGUUAAGACCAGAAGGCGGGAACUUCUUGCAGAGGACGAGGGCAGACGAACAGCAGGAGGACGAAGAGUUGGACGCCGAGGAUCGGGACCACUUGGCAGGCGCCAACGUGCGGGAAGCACAACUGAUCAGGGAUUUCUCGUUUGUAGUCACUUCAGGUGGGAACAGCCAGGACAUUGAGCACAACAACAGCGUGAACCAAAGCAAACUCGCAGAAACCCACUACUUAUGAUGCGCAGUCAAGAACUAGAAGUAGUAGAGCAAAAGUUUUCACUUUCGGACGGAUGUCUCCUGUCGUAUUUAGAAUAAGUACAUUGAGAUCAUCAUGUCACCUGUGAGUUCGCUUUAGUGCUUGUUAUUGUUAACGCAGUUGAUUCUAUUUUUACUUGUACAGCAACUACAUGAUCUCCAUCUACUUUCCCAGGAACAUACUCGUGAUAGUCUCUCUCUAAGGCAUGCGCUGAUGGGAAAGGGUAUGGACAUCGAUUCGUUGCUUGGGGGGUCCGCGAGCAACCUGAACUUUUCCGACGACGGAUUGGGUGGACCAGAGGACGGUGACCGAAUACUGAGCAAGGAGAUGGAGGCACUUUUGAGGAGUGAGGAGAUGCACGGACCCGAAGGCAACGUCCACAUGCGGGCCUCCAGCGUAAUGGGAAAGGAACCGCAUGUGACCACCGAGUUUCUCGGUCGCAAGCGUCUGAACCCGGAUACCUUGGCCGAGUGGCAGGGUCUAGCGGACGAACUGCCGCCGGUCGAUGCUGCGGGUGCGCAGUUCGGCGAAGAGGACGACGAUGAGGUAUACAUGAUGGACGAUCAGGGAAACUUUGUCUUAGAUGCAGAGGGACAGAAAAUUCCGAUUAGCAGUCGAGGAAAUACGCCGGAGGGGGUGACUGGGGACGGGGCCUCUCUGUCAAGAAAAGAUAGGCUCAAACAGCAGCGGGAGAAGGCACAGGCCAUGAGUGCCCUGCUCGCUGGCAUGGAUGACGGAGACAAGAAGGGUGGAGGUACUUGAAGAAAUAAUAUGCUCCACCUUUUUUACUUACAAAUCAUGUAAUUCUUCAUCUUCAUAAUUGGCACCUACGAAAGCGCAACGCAUUGUUGAAGAUCAUGAAUAUUGAAACUCAGACUUAGCUGAAGAUUAUCAUGUUUUCAUCCCUUAAAUUUCGUAUUCCCUAUUGAUUCGUCUGUUUCAUCGAUCACCUUGUAGCUGCUGGUGAGGAGAAGGAGCAGAAGCGCGUGAUCGAUCCAACGAUGAUGGAGCCAACACUUGAGCGACCAGAUUACGUCUUGGGCAUCUUCGAUGAUCCUCUAGGCCUCCUUAAGACAGAAACGCUGACCAGAUGGCAGCAUGUUUCUGUCGCCGCCAAACAAGAGCCAUCUUUGGAAGCAUACCAAGAGGUCUGGCGAAGGCUGCAGGAGGUCUUCACCUCUCUGCAACUGAACGUGAUUGCGGACCUUUUUCUUGCCAAUUACAUCCAACAGCUGGACCAGCUGCAGAGACAAGGCAGCACCAAGGAUGCGGAGAAGUUGAGCUAUGCUUGGAUGGACUUGUCGACCUUGAGCACGGUCAUCCCCUUCUACCUCAAACUGUGCUACCCGAAAGCAGACCUCCUUUCGCCCGUGCAGGCGUUCAAAGAGGAAAUGAUGACAGAUGUCCUCAGAAUUGUCUUCGCAGAUACGCCGGGACCGGUACAACUCCAACUACAUUUCGACAUUUUUCAUAGCCCAAUUUUAUUUUGAAUUUGAUUCUUGUUCGUCUUCGAACAAGGAAGUAGAAGAAGAAGAUGAAGACCUACUUGUAUGACUAAGUGUAUUGUUCACCAUCCAAGAAUCAAUUGCAACCUGUGGAAGUACAAUAUCUCUACCAUAUGUAUAUACAACACGUACGUCAACUUCUACAACAGGCUCGUAAGUCGAUUCGGCGCGUGCACUUUGAGCUUGCGUGCGUGAUCAUCGAAGUUGCGCGCAUGUACUGGCUCCAAUAUGCGCAAGAUUGCGCAUUUGAUGCUGCGGAGACCGGUGAACUGCACGAAAUUUUCCAUAGUUUCGAUCAGGACGACCACGACAGUGAGGGUGGCGGCUUGCGUGCCGAACGCAUCUUUGACGUACUCGAGCGCGCUGGCUUCGUGCUCCAGGCGGACGAGCGGGUUCUGUUGAACGAUUUGUAUCGCAUGUGCGACAUGGACGGUAAUGGCUUCAUCGAUUUCGUUGAGCUGCUCUACAUUCUGCGUCGUUUCCAGGACAAGCGGUUGAUGACGCAGGUAGUGCACUGCAAGUCCCAGACCUUGCAUCUGCCUCUGCCCUUUGUGGAGGAAUUCCACUACCUGCUGGAGAUCGACGCGCGUGCGAAGGCCACAGACCACGACAUUGUGUCCACGUUCAACCUGUUCGAUCUUCGUGAGAUUCUCCAAAGUUUCGACUUCCCAGAAGCUAUUCGGCGAACCGUGCAGCGAUUCGAAAUUCAGAGGCUGGAGCAAAACAUGGGAGGCGAGUUUACGCGCGAGGAGGCCUGUAAAAUUUGCGCCAGCGUGUACGACCAGCACGACGAAGGCUUGCUGCAGUGGGCGCAGUACCUCGCUGACAAGGAGGCCGCGAGACAGAAACUCGCUGCUCAGCAGCAAAAGAUGAAGGGUCGCGGCCAGCCAGCAGUGGAGGUGGAACUGACGGAAGAGCAGCUAGUAGACCAGGCUAGGGCUAUGUUGCCGGAGGACAUGAAACCCCCAGAGGAGACACGGCCUCCAACCUUCAAAGAGAUGGUGGACAUGUGGGCCGUGUCGCACUGCGAAAUCCAAAAAGACGAACUCAAAUUCCGCAAGUACCUGGCUUCCAGUGCUUGGGUCCAACAUGGAAGAAGAAUGCAGGCAGGACUCAUGAAGGCGGUGUCGAAACGCAAUUGGCUGGCUGCACGAAUGAAGGGCAAGAAGAUGCAACGGGAAAUGGACCUGAAGGCCCGAGCGGCAGAACAGGAAAUCCUGAAGCAGGGCACCAUGCAACAACCCAAAGUCGCGGCCUCGAUGAAGGGCAUGAUCACGGCAAAGAAAUCUGGAGCCUCCUUCAUGAAGGGCCUCGUCAAAGUGAAGGGCGGAGCAUGAUGAAAACGCAGCUGAACGAAAGUAGACUCUCUUUCCAGCAGAAGGACGAGAGAGGCUCUGACUCAGUUUACCACAACGCAGCAGAUUCGAAUCUCUCGAAUCGAUUUCUCACACGGAUAAUUAGUGAUCGUAUUCCAUACUUCUAGUUUUAAGUGCAAUUAAGUGCUAGUGCACCAAUUCAUCAAUUACAAUUUCUAAUGCUAUUUUCUUAAUGCUAACACACAAAAAAAAGAGAAGGACAUCUUCAACAUCGUGAAAAAUUGAGAUAAUUAACGAAAAGAAUUAGUGACGCAACUAUUAAAACCUCAGUACUGCGCCAAGCGCAACAAUUAUCAUGACGAACAUAAUUUUUUACUUUUGGUCAUGGUGUUAUAUGCCGCACCAUAGAACAAAUCAAAACGAUUUUCGCUCCUAGCAUGACAUCAUACUCGGCAGUGUGAUGUCACUGCGGCAGAGCUAAAAAAACAACGAGAAAUCGCCUACAUUCAUUGUUUAUCCAAGUCUGCGCAAACAAGAAGCAGAAACUUUGAACCUAGUGGUGCUGUGGGCAGCCAAGUGAGUGUGAGAC
Amoebophrya sp. A25 is the source of this 4388-nucleotide messenger RNA. The record is from the annotation of a GenBank genome assembly. Lineage: Eukaryota; Dinophyceae; Syndiniales; Amoebophryaceae.